Brassica napus (rape) is the source of this 2298-nucleotide messenger RNA. Its product is annotated as meiosis-specific protein ASY2-like. Bases 913 to 1749 code for a protein of 278 amino acids. The record is from RefSeq and is a predicted model, not a curated record. NCBI's taxonomy places the organism in Eukaryota, Viridiplantae, Streptophyta, Magnoliopsida, Brassicales, Brassicaceae. The transcript has 2 exons.
ACAAUACUAGAAAUGGGUCGAACAGAGGCGUUUAUUAGAUUUCGAGAUGAUGUUAUAAAGGUGGAGAAAGUAAAAGCAAGCCGGAGCUCGUGAGAGCUUAAACCGGAAAAGUACAAAUAGCAGAGAGAUGAUUGUACGGAUGAUAAACCCUAAUCUCGCCGCUAAGUUUGUGUAGCUAAGUGUCGAUGCCUUUCUCCUUUACUUUCCUCUCCUUUUAUACUCUGUUCAAUUACCUUAACCUAAUCUCCUUUUACCGAUUGGGCCUUGUCGGCCCUUCGGGCCUGAUUAGGAGGUGAUCGCUCUGAGCCGCUUAGUCGAUUGGUCCCGCUUCGUUUGCUCUCCGCUUCGACUAACAGCAUUUCCUGGCUAAGCCGAUACCCCGAGAAUCGGCUUCCGAGCCGAGGUUGACUCGAUCUGCUGGAUUGGGCCCUUUGUUCGAUGGGCUUUGUGGAUGGGUUAAAUCCAUCCCCAACAGUAAGUCCCCCCCCCCCCAGUUCAUUGAUGGUCGAGCAAUCGAUCUUCGAUGAAUUUGGUAUCUUUAGUUCGGAGAACAAAAGGUUCAAUCCGAGCAAGUGACUGAUCGUUGAGGAGUCAAUCCGUUUAAUCAACGCUUCUCAACCGAGGAAAUGGAUUGACGCAUCUGUUUAUCACGCGUUGCGAUCGUGAGAUAAACGCUUACGGAUCGAGAAGACGGAUCGACGCAUCUGUCGAUCACGCGCCUAAUUGGGUUUAGGCCCACUUAGGCCUUAUUAGGCGUAAUGAUGACGCCUUGAUCCCUGCGCUUAUCUCUCCCUAUAAAUAGCGCACCCCUCUCCACUUCUUUUCAUUUUUCUCCGCAGCGCUAAAGGUACUUUCUCUCUCUACGCUCCUUCUCUCUCUUUAUCUCUGUUUUUAGAUCUGCGAUUAUCCGAGAUGUCGUCGCAUCGUUUGACGCGAGAACAAAAAGGAAAGGGGGCGGUAUCUUCUCGGGAUUCUGCUGAGAAUCCUGACAGUAUCCAUCACGGAGCAAUGAUGGAUACGGAGAAUAUGGACUUAGCGCAGCGUCUUUUGGUCUCGGAAGCAAGAGAACAGUUCCGGGGUGACGACGACGGUCAAGAAGCGGUCGACGCCUCGAUUGUUCCGAUCAGCUACUACCCCGGGAACAUCUUCGCCGAGGAGAGCCCACUGGAGGUUUGGAGAAUUCGACCUUCGGUCGUCGAUGGACAAGAUUGGUCCAACGUCGAGAGGACGAAGUCCACCGUGGAGUCGGUGGAGGCUAUCCUCCGAGAUCUCAAUGCACACGGGGUCUCGUUCAUCAUUCCAAAGCGGGAUCAGAGGCCUUGGUCACCCCCGAAGGGGUAUCAGUGCAUUUACGAGUCAUAUUUCCGGAACGACACGAAGCUGUGGUUCCCGAUUCCUCGAAUCGUCACGACUUAUGCGUUCCGCAGAGGAGUUGCUUUAAGCCAGCUGAUGAAUGGGUCUCUUCGGUUGAUGGUGGUUCUAUCGGUAAUUGCGGCCGAGGCGGGGACGUCGAUGAGUGUGAGGUCGUUUGAAGAGUUGACCUCGGUUUCAAUUUCCGAUGAUGGGCUCGUCUCGACGAGGAUGCGCCCAAACUACAACGUGGUCACGGGGUACCCGACCAAAACCUCGGAUUGGCAACGUUCGUACUUCUAUGUGAAGUCGAACAGGUCAGCGUUCGAGGAACCUCCGAAGUCUGGUUAUCGCGUUCUUUGGAAUGCGGAGAUGGAUACUGCACACUGCCUUUCGUGAUGAUUGUAGCGUGUGCUCGUCUAACGUGUGUCUUUCUUCUCUUUUUUUUUAGUUGGUCACCCGAAUCUCGCCACGUACCCCGAGGAUUGGAGGGAGAGUGCUCGAAUUGUUGCGUUGCAGAAGCAAGAUCACGGGGAGGAUUUUACUCGGGAGAGAAUUCAGAGAUCUGUAGACCGGAUUGCCAACCAAAGCUGGAUCUCGGACCCGUAUCCUCAUAUUAACCAAUCGACAUCGAAGAGAUUAUCCCUCUUUACGAGAGCCGAGCAGAAGGAGAUCAACCGAGCUAAAACGAUGAAGCAACUACCAGACCUUAGUCUUAUUGUAGCCGGGAAGAUCGGUGCCAAGCGAGGCGCUUCUGAGAGCAGGGUUGGUCCUUCGGGACUGAAGGUCGUAGAGGCGACUCCAAUUGCCACUGAGCAGGCGCGUACUGGCGGCUCCUCGCAGGGUAAAAGCUCGAAGAAGAGCAAGAAAAGUGCCGGGGGUCCGAAGGAUUCCUCCGAGCCGGAACAUCCUGGUGCGGAUGGUUCUUCUAAGAAGGGGGGGGGAAAA